Messenger RNA from Puccinia triticina, 348 nucleotides. RefSeq lists its product as uncharacterized. Bases 1 to 348 code for a protein of 115 amino acids. The transcript is spliced from 2 exons. The record is from RefSeq and is a predicted model, not a curated record. Lineage: Eukaryota; Fungi; Basidiomycota; Pucciniomycetes; Pucciniales; Pucciniaceae.
AUGUCCCAGAUGUACUCUACCACAAGAUCUUGGAAAGUUCCAGGCAAAUGCUCAGUCAGUUGCCCGGAUGGAUACACGCGCGAAAAAGUUGCUGGAGGCUUGAAGCAGGUGCAAGAGCUCGAUCCGGGAACGAGCAGCAAACGCAUCAUGCCAUCACGGGCCGCAAAGAUCUGCCCGCUCCCCCAAUUACCACUCUUUCUUCACCAUUCACUCACCCUCCCUACAUCCUCAUUCUCUUGCAUAGAUUGGACCCGGCAUAGCCAAGACGAUAGCCGUCUUGGGGAAGAAAAGAACGCUCGAAAGGAUCGAGGCUGCUCUCCGAUAACCUUGCAAGCUUCCAGGUUCUGA